Ambispora gerdemannii is the source of this 2481-nucleotide messenger RNA. Lineage: Eukaryota; Fungi; Glomeromycota; Glomeromycetes; Archaeosporales; Ambisporaceae. The record is from the annotation of a GenBank genome assembly.
AUGUUUUGGCGCUUUAGCUUAAACCCGUCAGCCAUCGACGGCCUAUUAGACAAAGAAGAUCUAACUCUAGAAGAACUAUUGGACGAGGAUGAUUUGUUGCAAGAAUGCAAAACGCAAAAUAAUAAAUUAAUCGAAUAUCUUCGUGACCCAGUUAUACUUUCCCAACUACUAAAUUAUAUUAUUCGGGAAGAUUUGGAUGAUAGACAACGUUUCAAAUACCCAUAUGUCGCUUGUGAAGUUCUCUCUUGUGAAAUCUGGGCCAUUUGUGAAGCUGUGAUCGAUAACCCGGAUUUACUUAAUUCCUUUUGGCAACUUUUGGAUCGCCCGCCGCCAUUAAAUCAUUUACAAGCAAGCUAUUUCGUAAAAGUGAACGCGGUGUUUUUAUCAAGGAAAACAAACGAGAUGGUGAAAUUUAUAAGGUCCAUACCAAAGGUUGUCAACAAAUUAUUGACACACAUGGAAACUUCAGCAAUCAUGGAUUUAUUAUUGAAACUGAUCAGCGUUGAAGAGUAUCCAGAAGGUGCCGGGGUUGUCGACUGGCUGAAUUCGGAAGGCCUUAUCCAAGCUUUGAUUUCCAAAUUGGAACCUAAUCUUGAUUCCGAUAUACAUUCAACGGCUGCUCAGGUUUUAAAUGAUAUAAUAUCAAUAUCUCAAUCAAGUAAUCCCGAGCAAGGAGGCAUUGGCCCGAAUGCCUUGAUUAGAGAGCUUAUUAGUGAUAAAACAGUUUCGCGACUUGUUGAUUAUAUGCUUGAUAUAAAAUCUCCUGGCUCAACAUCCACUUUAAAAAAUGGUGUUGGCAUAUUUAUUCAGAUAAUUCAGAAAAAUAAUUGUGAUUACGAUGAUGAGGCGAUGUUAGCUCUAGUACAACACAAUCAACACAAUUCAGUGGUUGAUUUGAGUGAAAUGUUACGAGUUUUAGCUAAUCGUAUUGGAGAAUUCAAGAAAUUACUGGAGCAUCCCAAAUCAGUGACGAAACCUAUCGAGACUACGAUAGGGGAAACGCUUCCACUUGGCUUUGAACGAUUUAGGAUUUGUGAACUUUUUGCUGAAUUAAUUCAUUGCUCCAAUAUGAGUUUAAUGAAUACAAUUCGUCCUGAAUCUUCUACAAACGGCUUAUUUGGGGUCAAAAAUGCAAAUAACAAUUAUAAUGAUUAUGAGCAUGCAGAUUCUAAUUUUGUGUCAGUAGUGCCAGAACAAGAGCAAAAAGGUUAUAGUUCAUCUCUUGAUUCAAUAAACUCUAUAAAGUCCGCCACCCAACAAGAAUCAAGUUCCGAUCCGCCCGGAAAUUCAAUCGACUCAACUUCACCUAUGGAUACUGUUGAACAUGAACAUGGGCAGACAAUAAACAAUUCUGUAGAGUCAAACAAAAGUAAUAAUCAAUUAGUCACACAGAAUCAAGAUCAUAUACUGGUUGGUGAUCUACUCAAAGAGAAAUUUAUCGAGCAUAAAAUCAUUCCAACUUGUCUGGAUAUGUUCUUCACUUUCAAGUGGAACAAUUUCCUGCACACGGUUGUUUAUGAUAUGAUUGCCCAGAUUUUCAAUAGGCGGAUGGACAUUGGUCGAAAUAAAGAAUUGGCUAUAUCUGUAUUUACAGAUGGAAAAUUAACAAAAAGGAUUACGGAAGCUCAAAAAUCCAAUGAGAAAAAAGUGAAGGAGCCCAAAGGAGUAAGAUUAGGUUAUAUGGGACAUUUAACAUUUAUCGCCGAAGAGGUUGUCAAAUUACUGGACCGAUAUGCAGUGGACAUUGGUGAGAAAGUGAGAGAGUACAUCGAGGCAUCAGAAUGGCAGGAAUAUGUGUCAAAAACUCUUCGUGAGACACGAGAGCGUGAUCGUGCACCUUUAGGUGGUCAAAGACCAAAUGAUCACGAUAGCUUGGCGCCGAGUCGCGAAGAUAGCGACGAAGAUGAUGAUGCAAUUGAGCAAACCGGUGUUAAUGAAGGUGAUAAUCAGUUUGCUCGAUAUUUAUGUCAACAAAUCAAUAACCCUGACAAGUUUAAUUCAUCGGACGAAGAUGAUGAUGAAGAUGACAGUUGGAUGGGAGAUGAUUUUGAGAGAAUGCCUAAUCCGAAUGUGAACGAGGGAGAUUUCGAAAAUCGACAGUCUUCGCUGGACGACGACUAUGGAGAUGACAGUGAUGAAGAGGAUACUUCUAACAAAUGGCCAUCUGACAAUAAGCAACUUCUUACUGAUUGGACAGCCGACUUUCCAUCAAGUUUCGAAAAUGAUAUUAGUACAAACGAACAACACAAGACAGCCGAGAUGUCUCCAAGUCCAUCUGAUAUUAUUAAUGAUGACGAGGAAGACGAGGAAAAGGAAGAAGAUAGAAUAUUACCCAUAGGACAAGAAUCGCCUCUAAUGGAAAAUAAUUCAAUCACGACAUCACGUGGAAGCGAAGAUAAAUUAAUGGACUUUUCUACUUUUGAUAAAAUGGGAAUAAAAGUUGAAAGUAAUAGCGACGAUGGGUUUGCUGAAAAGGUUUAA